UUUUAUCAAAAUGGUUUUGGUUAUUAAAUUUUAGUUUUAAUUCAAAAUAAUCAUUAAACAUAGCUUUCAUAAAAGCUUUUAAUCAUCGUUUAAUAAUACAAUAGAGAUUUCAUUGCAUUCCACUAAUUCGUGGAUUUACAGUUAUUCGCGUAACACGUAUUUUGUGCAUCGAACAGUGAAUUAGGCCACAUAGCGAUCUCUCCCUAAAAUACCGCUGUUCUGGUUGUCGACGUAUCAAGAUAAUUAUAGUAAGGCGGGAGAGUGAUGUUCUGGGAGGUCGCGGAUUGGUAUUGUGAUGUCAUCUAAAGGGGAAACAGAGGCCGAUUCAGGCACGGUGUCGCCAAAUUUGAACACGGAGAAAAAUGAACCUGUUGCUACUGUCAGUAAAGAAACAUCAAAAAGAGGUACUACUUUAAAAUGUACCACUUGCAACAAUUUUUCCACUUCGAGCGUUCGAACUUUAUCCACACAUAUGGGCCAAUGUUUCCCUGAUAAUAACAAUGUGGCCGCUGCACAGAAUACAGACACGCGUCCACAUAGAAAAAUAUUCGAAUGCGAUGUGUGCAAUAUGAAGUUUUCAAAUGGAGCUAACAUGCGUCGACAUAAAAUGCGGCAUACAGGGGUCAAACCGUACGAAUGUCGCGUUUGUCAGAAAAGAUUCUUCAGGAAAGAUCAUUUGGCCGAACAUUUUACAACCCACACUAAAAGCUUGCCGUAUCAUUGCCCAAUAUGCAAUAGAGGAUUCCAGCGUCAAAUUGCCAUGCGUGCUCAUUUCCAAAACGAACACGUCGGACAGCACGACCUCGUCAAAACUUGCCCUUUGUGUAGUUACCGCGCCCCGACCAUGAAGAGUCUUCGAGUACAUUUCUUAAACAGACACGGCAUAGAUCUCGAUAACCCUGGCCCGGGCAACAACUCUGUGUCGGUGCUGGCGGCGGGCAUCGCGAACGCGGCGUACGGCGAGGGCUCCAUGGAUCCGAGCACCAUGUCGGCGCUGGGCGCGCUGGGCUCGGGGCUGUCCGUGUCGGUGGCGGCCGCGUACUCCGACAGCGGCGACAGCAACGGCGCGCGCUCGCUCGACAACGCCACGCCGCCGAUGCACUAUCUCACCCCGCACGUCGAAAUAUCGAUGGCCGACAACAACGAAACUUUCUCACCUGCUCAAAACCAUUCCGAUUCUCGUGUUAACGGCGAGGGUCCCAGCUCUCCGCAAUCAGGCGACAGCGCUAUCGCCAGUAGCUCCCUCACCGCCGGCCUGCCUGCUAACAUCACUCCCUCCAUCACUCUCAUACCCAUCAAGCAGGAGCCAAACACGCAGGAGGAAGGUUCGGGCGACGGCGGCGGCGAGACCAACGGCGACAAGCGCGGCGUGUCGUCUAGUCUCUCGUCAAUCAUUAAAGUAUCGCCCCUUAAAAGCUUACUCAGGGAAGAUCUACGUCGCCGUAUAACAGCCCGCGGUCGCGGGAACCGCUCUAACGGUUCCCGCGCGUCUCCUUCCGAGGGCGGCGUGAUCACGUCGACAUACGGCGACGCGGCGAUGUUGCCGUCGUCGCUGGUGUGCACGUUCUGCUCCAUAACGUUCCCGGACUCGACGCUGUACUUCCUGCACAAGGGCUGCCACUGCGACUCCAACCCGUGGAAGUGUAACAUCUGCGGCGAGCAGUGCUGCAACGUAUACGAGUUCAACUCUCACCUGUUAAGUAAGAGCCACCAAUGACUGUUUGCUGGGGGGCCGUUCGAUCACUGACUACUAGUUGAUGAUGCACUAUUCCUAUGCGAUCUGACGCAUAGACCCGUUAGCACUUCGAAGAUACUUCACCGUUACUAGAUACUAGAAUGUUUUCUGUCUUUUCUUGUUAACGUUUUCUAAUUCUUGUUAAGCACUGUUGAGUUGAAGUGCUUCGAAUAUGCUAUACGCUAAACGUCCCCCCGAAGCUGUCUUAUAUAAAAGUGCAAAUUAUGUCGAGGUAUAUAGUAUAUAUAUAUAUACGAGGUAUUUUAGGGGUUAUGAUAGAUAAAUGCGCGAGGAUAUUUAUAUCGAUAUUUUAGUACUUAAAUGGGUAAACGUUCAUGGUAAUUGUGUUAACUCUUAAUACAUUAUCAUGUUAAAAAUAUGACUUAUGUUAAGACUCGAGAAAAGUAUACAUUCCAAAUUGUAACCCGUACAUUCCAUAAAAUAAUGAGAUUGACAUUUGAAUCGUUAAAAUCUUUGGCGGGGAAUGAAGUGGCUACCUACUUAAAAGUUAUCAUAAAGAAGAUAUAUUUUUAUUUAUUGUUUAUCUUGCAGUACUCAGCUGCACUUAACCGUAAUCUAAAAUCAAAUUAAGAGUAUUUUGGUGCGAUAGUGAAUUAUACAAAUGUUUAUUAUAACUUAAAUGGAGAAGAGUGUACAAAUUAAUAUAUUUUUACAUUUCGCUGUUGACAAUUUUAUGGGAGGCAAAGCCUGCAUAUCCGUGAUUAUUUAAUUAUUGUGAUCAUGUACAGACGGGAAUUAUAAAUUCUAUAUUCCAUUUUAUUUCUUGUUAAAAAAUGCAUUUGAUGCAAGUCCACGACUAAUACUUAAUGUACAAGUUUAUUUUUUGUUAUUUUUAUUUAUUUAAUCUUCUAAAUUGCGAGCUAGUUUUAAAUUUUCUUUAUGUACUUAAAAACUAUUUUAUGGUGCAAAUAAUGAUUAUAUGAAGAUCAUAUGCUAGAAAAAAGAAUUGGAAUUAUACCACGAACUUGCUCAAUAUCGCUCAAGUAUAGAGCAUUUUGAGUUUUCUUUUCGCACAAAAAGCAUAAUACACAGGUAAUAUAUAAUAAUAUGAUUCUUGUGCCGCAAUUAAUGCUCCCUCGGCAAAUCGAGUGCUAUUAUUAGGUGCCUUCUCAUUUCAAUGUUACCAUGUCACGUUGUACUGUUGAAAAUUUUAUUUUAAAAUUAAUUUAUAUUACUUUUUUGUGUUCAAUUAAAUUUGAUGAAGCUAUGAACUAUGGUUCAUCAAUCAAACUAUGAAUAUGCUCUUGGUUUUUCACCCUAAAUUAUUAUCUAAUUUCUAAUUUAACUUUUUAUUUAAAUUUAUUAUUCUCUUCAAACCAACCUAUGAUGGAGAUUUUAAUGUGUAAAACGAAGCCUUUAAAAAGGAAUUAAAUAUGAGAAUGUGCUCAACAUAUAAGUGAAUUAGUCGAAUACUAUUACGAAACUACUUAAAUAUAACCAUAUCAUUACGAAAAAUACAAACAAAGAAACAAAUUAUUCAGGCCCAUUACAUCAAUUAAAAAUGUUCAAUUAUAUAUAUUAUAUAAUUAAUAAGUAUAGAUUAAUUGAUAGAUUUAUAGGGUACCCAUUUUAUUUUAUUAUAAUGCAUUCCAUGUUUUAACUAAUUGGUAAUUCCGUUCCACUACUGUUCUUUUUACCUGAAUGAGACAUUCCUUUAGCUAUUAAGUACUUAAUAUUCGGUUGUGGUCUUGCCUGAUAAGUUAUCGAAAAUGUCCUUAGAUGAAACUGAAAUUAUGUUUACCAACGAAAGUUUGAGUUUUGUUUUGUUAGUUACAAUGGUACUAGGUAUAAGGCGCGGCAACGCUACGUGGACCGAGUGAGUUACCUGAACAUAGCAACACUUGUUUAUAUUUUAAUUUAUACAUCACUAGAUUUUAAUCGCCAAAAAUAAAAUAAUACAUUAGCGGUCGCAUGUUGUAAAUGUGUAAAAUUUUUUUUUGUACUAAUUCUGAUAGCCUUAAUAGGCUAUUUCAGCUUCUCCUUCACGUGUAGAUGAGCUCUCGGGGCUCAAACCCGGAGU
This is a messenger RNA of Bombyx mandarina (wild silkworm), 3776 nucleotides long. RefSeq lists its product as uncharacterized. The record is from RefSeq and is a predicted model, not a curated record. Gene Ontology annotation, molecular function: DNA-binding transcription factor activity, RNA polymerase II-specific. Gene Ontology annotation, biological process: regulation of transcription by RNA polymerase II. Gene Ontology annotation, cellular component: nucleus. Lineage: Eukaryota; Metazoa; Arthropoda; Insecta; Lepidoptera; Bombycidae.